This is a messenger RNA of Capronia epimyces CBS 606.96, 621 nucleotides long. RefSeq lists its product as uncharacterized. NCBI's taxonomy places the organism in Eukaryota, Fungi, Ascomycota, Eurotiomycetes, Chaetothyriales, Herpotrichiellaceae. The record is from RefSeq and is a predicted model, not a curated record. The coding region runs from base 1 to 621 and encodes 206 amino acids. The transcript has a single exon.
AUGCAUGGAGUCCCAUGUGGUCCCAAAGAGGUUGGCCAGCCUUGCAAUGGUCCGGGAAUGAGAUACCCUCGCGUUCGUGUGGCCGUUGAAUUUGACUCUUUGCUUGGAGUUUGCCAUAUAUCUCCGUCCCAGACACUGACUCGUGGUCCCCACUCAGGUCUCUGUCAACGCCGUCGAUGGCCCGAACCUGCUUAUCAGAUUUCCUACAGCCCGGCAGGCUACCGAUGCGUUGUCAGGGUGAACAACCGUGAAUACCAGACUUCGAACUACCAUCCGUCCGAGUCGUCAGCCAGAGAAGGGGCUGCUUUGAUUGCGUUCAAUAUCUGCCGCAACUUCUCUGCCAACGAUGGGUUUUUCCCUGCCGGCUUUGCCCAUGGAGGCGUGAUCCAGGGCAAUCCGGUCCCUGUAGGCUCUGGUCGCCACAGUCGCAGGAGUGGGAAGGAUACUCGAGCUGAAUACCGCUAUGGCGACACGGACAGCUCUGGAAGCAGAAGUGGAGGCAGCAGUCCUGAUUGGACCGAUUCGGGGCGUCCAGGUCGCCCGCAGCUGUCGACCAACCGUCGGGAUAUCUACGCUUCCGAGGCGAGUCACCAUGGCAAGCGAGCCGUCCCACGGUACUGA